CGCGCGCACUUGGUAGGCGCCGCGCCGCGCCCGCGCCGCCGGAAGUGAGGUGUCUCGGCCCGACUUCCGGCCGGCAGGGGGUGGGCAGUGUUGUUAACCGGAGCCGCCUCCGCAGUCGCGGGGAUCGAGUGGGCUCGCGGCGCCGGGCUCCGGGUCCCCAGGCCGGGGCAAUGUUCCGCACCGCCGUGGUGAUGGCGGCCAGCAUGGCACUGACCGGGGCCGUGGUGGCGCACGCCUACUACCUCAAGCACCAGUUCUACCCCACUGUGGUGUACCUGACCAAGUCCAGCCCCAGCAUGGCCGUCCUGUACAUCCAGGCCUUCGUGCUGGUCUUCCUCCUGGGCAAGGUGAUGGGAAAGGUGUUCUUCGGGCAGCUGCGGGCGGCAGAGAUGGAGCACCUUCUGGAACGUUCCUGGUAUGCGGUCACCGAGACGUGUCUGGCCUUCACCGUCUUUCGGGACGACUUCAGCCCCCGCUUCGUGGCGCUCUUCACCCUCCUCCUCUUCCUCAAGUGUUUUCACUGGUUGGCGGAGGACCGUGUGGACUACAUGGAGCGCAGCCCCAACAUCUCCUGGCUCUUCCACUGCCGCAUCGUGUCCCUCAUGUGCCUGCUGGGCGUCCUGGACUUCUUCUUCGUCAGCCACGCCUACCACAGCAUCCUGACGCGGGGCGCCUCCGUGCAGCUGGUGUUUGGCUUUGAGUACGCCAUCCUGAUGACCAUGGUGCUUACCAUCUUCAUCAAGUAUGUGCUGCACAGCGUGGACCUGCAGAGCGACAACCCCUGGGACAACAAGGCCGUGUACAUGCUGUACACGGAGCUGUUCACAGGCUUCAUCAAGGUCUUGCUGUACAUGGCCUUCAUGACCAUCAUGAUCAAGGUGCACACGUUCCCGCUCUUCGCCAUCCGGCCCAUGUACCUGGCCAUGAGGCAGUUCAAGAAAGCUGUGACGGACGCCAUCAUGUCACGCCGGGCCAUUCGCAACAUGAACACGCUGUACCCCGACGCCACCCCCGAGGACCUGCAGGCCAUGGACAACGUCUGCAUCAUCUGCCGGGAGGAGAUGGUGACCGGCGCCAAGAGGCUGCCCUGCAACCACAUCUUCCACACCAGCUGCCUGCGCUCCUGGUUCCAGCGGCAGCAAACCUGUCCCACCUGCCGCAUGGACGUCCUGCGGGCCUCACUGCCCACCCAGUCGCCAGCACCCCCCGAACCUGCAGACCAGGGGCCGCCUCCUGCCGCCCACCCCCCGCCCCUUCUGCCCCAGCCCCCCAAUUUUCCCCACGGCCUCCUGCCCCCCUUCCCUCCGGGCAUGUUUCCGCUGUGGCCCCCCAUGGCUCCCUUCCCACCUGUCCCGCCUCCCCCGAGCUCUGGAGAGGCCGCGGCCCCGUCCACCAGUGCAGGAACAGUCUCUCGGCCCGCAGGCGUGGCUGCGUCACCCCCGGUCCCCGGCUCUGCACCCGGCGCCGAGGCGGCCGCUGCUGCCGCCGGCUUCCCGUUCCCGCCUCCCUGGAUGGGCAUGCCCCUGCCGCCGCCCUUCGCCUUCCCCCCGAUGCCCGUGCCCCCCGCCGGCUUCGCCGGGCUGACCCCCGAGGAGCUGCGCGCGCUGGAAGGCCACGAGCGGCAGCACCUGGAGGCGCGGCUGCAGAGUCUGCGCAACAUCCACACGCUGCUGGACGCCGCCAUGCUGCAGAUCAACCAGUACCUCACCGUGCUCGCCUCCCUGGGGCCGCCCCGGCCCGCCAGCUCUGUGUCCCCUGCUGAAGAGCCUGCCCCCACCGCUGUCACCCCGGCGGCCUCCACCAGCACCCCCAGCUCCGAGGCGGCCCCCUCAGCCCCAGGAGCCUCCUCCCCAGCCCCAGAACCCGAAAAGCCUCCAGCCCCAGAGUCGGUGGGCGCUGCCGGCGCCGAGGAGCAGCUGGAGGACGGAGAGCCGGACGCCGCCGAGCUCCGCCGCCGCCGCCUGCAGAAGCUCGAGUCCCCGGUGACACACUGACAGCACCCCGCCCUGGCCCUGCCCCCUCUCUGGAACGCGUCCUGCCACCAAGUGCCAACUCCCUCCGUGCCAGGGAGUCAGCCCGCGAGACCCAAGGGCCAGUGGGAAGAGGCCUGAGGGCCUGACAGUCCUGGGGUCUGGGGUCCCCCGCCUCCCUCUCCAGCGCUGUGGGGACCCUGAAGGCAGAAGGCGUGACCUCUGAGAGGUCCUGUCCCCCCACCGGGUGAGGAUGGCCCUCUCCGCACCCCCACUCGUGUGCGCAGUUGCUGUGCAGUGCUGGACAGUAUUAGUGCCGUUCCCGGGGGGACUCGGGGUGGACGCAGGCCAGGAGCACAUGCCCUGGCCACUCACCAAGACGGGUACGCAACGUCCUCCCCCGCCCCGCGGGACCCCUCUGCGGCCCGCCUGUGUCUUACCGCACAUCUCGGGGUGGAGAGCCUGGGGGGGGCCCUGCCCUGCUGCUCCCCGGCAGCCACUGCCCAGCCCCUGCAGGCUGCGGGCGUGUCUGCACUUGAACCACUGUGGGCCCCAAACCUCCAGACGCUGCUUCUUGGCUCCCAGAGUCUCCUGGAGUUCAGAAGAAUUGGAAUUACUUCCCCGCUGUUGUCUUUUUGGCUUAAAUUUUGUCUUUGACUUUGAAUGCUUGAACCCAGGAAAGAGGUGCAGAGGGGCGGGGCAGGGACCCCUGGAGCCGAGGCUCGCCCGCCAGUGUCAUCACCUCUUUCCACCCCCACCAACACCCCAGUUUUGUGUUACAAGAGUUGCUGGAGACAGUUUCAGAUGAUUAUUUAAUUUGUAAAUAUUGUACAAAUUUUACUAGCUUGAAUUGUAUAUACAGCUGAAUAAAAACUUGCAUUACA
Sorex fumeus (smoky shrew) is the source of this 2854-nucleotide messenger RNA. It is a transcript of the gene SYVN1, whose product is annotated as synoviolin 1. The transcript is spliced from 16 exons. Lineage: Eukaryota; Metazoa; Chordata; Mammalia; Eulipotyphla; Soricidae. Gene Ontology annotation, cellular component: cytoplasm. Bases 171 to 1994 code for a protein of 607 amino acids. The record is from RefSeq and is a predicted model, not a curated record.